AUGUUGAAGGAGACUUCUGAAAGUGGGAAUGACUCAUCAUCGCAGGAUGAUAUUGGAACAAUUGAGGAGAUGCCUGAGGACUCAAUUUUGUCUAGACAGACUUCCACGAAUCUUGUCCCAUUUAUUGGCCAGCGGUUUGUCUCACAGGAUGCGGCUUAUGAAUUUUACUCCAGUUUUGCAACACAAUAUGGCUUCUCCAUCAGACGUCACCGUACUCGUGGAAAAGAUGGUGUUGGUAGGGGAGUGACAAGAAGAGAUUUUACUUGUCAUCGUGGUGGCUACGCCCAGAUAAAGCCCUCCAAAGAUGGUAAAGUACAGAGGAAUAGAAAAUCCUCGCGUUGUGGUUGUCAAGCUCAUAUGAGAAUUGUGAAGAGAAUUGAUUUUGAUGUCCCCGAAUGGCGUAUAAUUGGGUUUAGUAAUGUCCACAAUCAUGAACUCUUGAAGACACAUGACUUGCAGUUGCUUCCUUCCCACUGCACAAUAUCUGCUGAUGACAAGACUCGUAUUUGCAUGUUUUCCAAAGCUGGGAUGUCAGUCAGGCAGAUGCUAAGGUUAAUGGAGUUGGAAAAGGGUGUCAAAGUUGGUUAUUUGCCAUUUAGUGAGAUUGAUUUGAGGAAUAUGCUGCUAUCCAUUAGAAAUGUAGGCCAUGAUCACGACCCCCUUGAUCUUCUCAAGUUGUGCAAAGAGAAGAAAGACAAGGAUCCAAAUUUCAAAUACGAUUUCAAGUUAGAUGCAAAUAACCAGUUAGAGAAUAUUGCUUGGUCAUAUGCUUCAUCUGUCCAAUUGUAUGAUGCUUUUGGAGAUGCUUUAGUGUUUGACACUACCCAUCGCUUGGAUGCCUACGAUAUGCUUCUGGGAAUUUUCAUUGGAGUGGAUAAUCAUGGGAUCAAUUGUUUUUUUGGUUGUGUACUUCUUCGAGACGAAAAUGUGCAAUCUUUCUCUUGGGCUUUAAAGACCUUUCUGGGAUUUAUGAAUGGAAAAGCUCCAGGGACCAUAUUGACUGACCAAAACAUGUGGCUGAAAGAAGCAGUCGCCGUGGAAAUGCCAAGGAGCAAGCAUGCAUUUUGUAUCUGGCAUAUCAUCUCAAAGUUUUCUGAAUGGUUCUCUGGCUUACUUGCUUCACAGUAUGACAACUGGAAAACCGAGUUUAUUCGCCUUUAUAAUUUGUACUCCGUCGAAGAAUUUGAAGCAGGAUGGAGACAGAUGAUUGAGACUUUUGGACUAGAAGGCAAUAGUCAUAUAGUCAGUUUGUAUGCUUUGCGUAUGUUCUGGGCGACAUCCUUUUUGAGAUCUUACUUUUUUGCGGGGAUGACAAGUACAUGUUAUUCAGAGUCGAUAAAUUCCUUUAUCCGACGGUUCUUAAGCGCUCAAUCUGCAGUGGAUGAUCUUGUUGAGCAGGUUGCUGCAGCUGUUGAUGCUAAAGAUGUAGCAGGUGCAAAGUUGCAUAGGAAGGUUCAGAGAUUUCCGCUGAAAACAGGUUCCCCAAUUGAGUCACAUGUGGCUACAGUUCUCACACCAUAUGCCUUUGGCAAGCUGCAAGAAGAACUCAUCUUAGCCCCACAAUAUGCAUCCCUGAUGGUCGAUGAGAAUUACUUCAUUGUCAGGCACCAUAUAGAAAUUGAUGGAGGAUGCAAAGUUUUAUGGGCCCCAUGUGAUGAGUUUAUUAGCUGUAGCUGCCGUAAUUUUGAGUUUACAGGCAUUCUAUGCAGACACAUUCUUCGUGUUUUGUCGGCUGGCAACUGUUUUCGCGUUCCAGACCAAUAUUUGCCCCAUAGGUGGAGUGACAUUUCUUUGAUUCCAUCAAAAACGCAUCCCUCUUCCUCUUCUGAUGACUAUUCAGGAAAGCUCCAAAUGUUCCAGUCCGUGAUAUCUAAACUCAUUGCAGAAUCAGUUGAAACACAGGAACGCCUUGAUGUUGCUUGUGAUCAAGUUGGUUUGGCCCUGGCUCGGAUCCAGGGAUUUCCUGGAGGAUCAAGCGAUGGUAAUGAAAUUCUGUAUGAUAGCCCUUCUGACUCCUUUAUCAUACCAGAAGUUGAAGAUUCUGACUGUAUAGCUCAACGUUUCACUGCAAAUGAACCUCUCACAAAGCUGAAAGAUAAGAUAUCUAGCGAAGGACCAGAUGUUUGCCGGAAAAGAAGACGCUCGUUUUCUUGCUGCGGCCAGUUCGAUCAUGAUGCCAGUGAUUGCCCCAUAAUGGGAGAUGAUGGUUUAGGAUUUAUUUAG
Molecule: messenger RNA, 2223 nt
Organism: Oldenlandia corymbosa var. corymbosa
Lineage: Eukaryota; Viridiplantae; Streptophyta; Magnoliopsida; Gentianales; Rubiaceae
Source: the annotation of a GenBank genome assembly